AUGAGGAUAGAUGAUGUAAUCUACUUCUUCAAUGAUUUUAGACCUUAUUACUACCGCGUCCUUGCAGUCAUUGGAGUUCUCUCUAAUGUGGUCGCAAUUGUAACACUAUCGCGGGGGCGGUGCGGACUCUCCGAAUGUGUCACCUGGUAUCUUGAGGCAAUGGCCGUAGCAGAUCUACUGGUCGUCGUGUUUCAAGUCAUUCUGAUCCGGAUAUAUUUAAUUUAUUACACUCCUGAGUGCAACAUCAUACAUACCAUGGGUUACGUGUCCGUGGCUUGCUCCGUCUGGCUCACUGUUGCUUUCACCUUGGACCGUACAGUGGCCAUUUGCUUCCAGAAGCUGAAGACCAGAUACUGCACUGAGAAAGGUGCAGCCACCGUUAUUGCAGUGGUGAGUGUGCUGAGUGUGUUAACCAACAUCCCGUGGUACUUCACGUACAAGAUUCAUAUCUGCUGGGCAUCAAUUGAGUUCGUCUAUUCCCCCGUGUGGGCCGCCUUUGACUGGGGGCACCGCAUUUUAACCCCAGUCGUCCCCUUCGUGCUGAUCCUGCUGCUCAAUGCCAUCACUGUCAGGCACAUCCUGAUGGCCGGUGUAGUCCGCAGGAAACUGAGGGGGCAGCGGAACGGGGAAGGGAAGGACGACCCAGAGAUGAAGAAUCGAAGAAGAUCCAUCAUUUUGCUCUUCGCCAUAUCGGCCAGUUUUAUCCUGUUGUGGAUGACACGGGUGGUCAUUCUAGCAAUUGAGCAAAUUACUGUACAGUAUUUCUUAAUGACAGCUUCUAAACUUGUGGGAGAUUACCUGGGAGAAAUGCUUCAGUUAUUCAGCUCCUGCACCAACAUGUUUAUUUAUGCCGUCACUCAGAGGAAGUUCCGGGAGGAGGUGAUAAAUACCGUGAAAUAUCCCUUUACGGCCAUCCUGAAAAGUUCGGCAGAGAGCUGGAAGAUAUAA
Messenger RNA from Pristis pectinata (smalltooth sawfish), 948 nucleotides. RefSeq names its product probable G-protein coupled receptor 139. Gene Ontology annotation, cellular component: membrane. Gene Ontology annotation, biological process: G protein-coupled receptor signaling pathway. Gene Ontology annotation, molecular function: G protein-coupled receptor activity. The record is from RefSeq and is a predicted model, not a curated record. The coding region runs from base 1 to 948 and encodes 315 amino acids. The transcript is spliced from 2 exons. NCBI's taxonomy places the organism in Eukaryota, Metazoa, Chordata, Chondrichthyes, Rhinopristiformes, Pristidae.